Messenger RNA from Adineta steineri, 2529 nucleotides. Lineage: Eukaryota; Metazoa; Rotifera; Eurotatoria; Adinetida; Adinetidae. The record is from the annotation of a GenBank genome assembly.
AUGUCAGAAGCUGAACGUACAAAGUUUUGCGGUGCAUCAUUUGAUAAAUCAUCAAUAGUACAUGUUGAUGAUGAACAAACACAACAACCCCGUUCAGCCAUGUUUAUAUUAUGGAACUUAAUUGCUGAUUUGGUUGAAACACAAGAUCAGAUACCAAAUCAGCAACAACAAAUUUCAGAUUUUUAUGGAAAAACCAAUACAACCUUUCCUAGAUUAGCAUGUUUGAUGCAAUUAUAUAUCAAUGCUAUGGAAAUACUUGAGCGUGUGAAAGAUCUUGUUGUGUUUUCUGAAGGAGAUAAUCCAGAAGGUAUUAUAAAAAAUAGGCCAGCAUUAGGUGAGCGUGCACUCCAAGAACUGAUGAUUGAUGGUUUACUUAAGUUUAAUUAUUUCUUAAUUGAUAUUCGUGGUCGAAAUGUUAAAUCAUACAUGAAAGUACCAGUUCCAUCACAUGAUGAUCCAACACGAGAUCUUUUUAUUAAAAAUUUAAUGAAAAAUGAUAUUGAUGUUAAUGAGUAUUGUUCUAUUUACAAGUCGUCUUCCAUACCACCAAAUAAUAAUCUUUCCAAUAAAGCAUUAGAAUUCUUUGAAUACAGCGCAUGUUUGCAUAUCACAAAUUCUGUUAUUCAAGAAGUUGAACAAGGAAGUUUUAUCAUAAAAAAUGCUAAUGUAUUUACUCAUCAAUUCCAUAGUAUUGAAAAUUUAGUUGUAGAUACUCAAUCAAAUCAAAUUAAUAGUAAACGUCAACCUCUGAAUGUAAUAAGUCAAGUAAAUAAAUCAGUGGUACAAAUUAGACAUACAACAACAUCUAUAGUCAAUGUUUCUUGUAAUACAGUUGAAAAAAGUCAAGAUGCACUGUAUGCUAGUCCAAUAAAAAUAUCCUGUACCAUACCAGAUGACGAUAUAAUAGAAGAUAAUUCAUCAGAACAUAUUCAUAAUUCAUUUGCAAUAACAGGUGAGAAAACAGUUGAUGAUCAAAAUGAAUAUCAUGAUAUAUCAACACAUGAAAUCAUGGCAGAAACCACUGAUAAACAUAUAAUAUUAUCUGAACAAGCAGUUAAAAAAGUAAUGCACAAUAUAAUGAUUGGAAAGUCAGUGAUCUACACCAAAACAGAUUUAACUAUGAUAUGUAAUAAACCAAAUAUCAAACUGGAAGCUAUAAAUCGUUUGAUAAAAGCUAAUCUUCUAAUAUAUGAAAAUGACUUGUGGGUCGAACCAACUCGUACAAAUAAGCAACCUAAAAAAGAUUCUAAACCUAUACUUCGUCCAGGAUGGUUAAAAAAUUGUCCAGCUUCGAAUUCAAAUGUAUCAAAAUUUGAUUUUAUACAAUCUUUGCAAAAACAUGUAAAUCUUAGUUAUAGUGAUUUCUUAAAAUCAUUUUAUCCACAUCAAGAAGAAAAUAUAUAUACACAAAAUAAUUGGAGAUUAUCAGAUAAAGUAAUCCAAAUAUUUGAAUCAAGUUUAUUUUAUAAAGAACACAUUCGAUAUAAUAUUCAACGUUUUCGACCAAAUGAUAUGAUAACCAAUGACUUAGAUGUAGAAAAUCAAUUACAAACAUCAGUGACACCAGUUUCUCAUUCGAACAAUGUUCAAGAAAUAACAUCAAAUGAAAAUCAACAAGAGAUGUCUCAACAGCAAAUAAUUGAUGAAAAUAGUGAAGAAGGGGAUGUGGUCUAUACUUGUCCAUUGUUAACAGAAAGACAAAAUCAAUUACCUUUACCCGUGCCAAAUAUUGAUUGUAAUAUCACACUUCUUAAUGAAAAAAAUUUUCAAAUGACAUGGUUAAUAGUCAAUAUUGUAAAAUUCGUUUUUAUGACAACAAAUGAAAAAACUAUCUCUGUACCAAUGUCUGUACGUGAUAUUGAUGAAUGCAACAAUUAUUUCUUAAUGGUUAAAUCUGAUCUUUAUGAAAAAUUUGUUAGUUUUUGGACAAGACAUGAAAGGUUUACAAGAAGAUGUGAUCUGAGUACAUGCUCCAAGGUAUUUAUUGUGGAUGGUCAUCAAAAAGCUAAUCGACUUAUAUGUCAAUACAAAAAUGUAGUUGAUAAUACUAUACCUGAACUUGGACCGGUUCAAGUCGGAUGUUUAUACUCUCCUCUCAGAAAAGUGCGUCGAGUUCUCCAUCACAUAUUAACUAUAAAGCGGCUCGGUCUAUUACCUUCAGCAAUGUGUUAUGACUGUGCAUGUACUUUGAAGCUCUUUGUUAAUAAACACUUUGGUUCAGACAAUUUGCAGUCGACAAAUUUUACUGAAUUUCUCUCAUCGUUACCUAUGGCAAUCGAUCGAUUUCAUGUUAAAAAUCAUACAAGAGCAAUGUGUAAAACAAUAAUGAGACCUGAUCACGAAUGUCACAAUGGUAUAUACAAUUCAAUUAAUACACAAGUUGCCGAACAAGGUUUUUCUUAUUUUUCUAAAUUCAAAAACUCGUUCAGAGGAUACAGUUAUCCAAAAUCAACGAUAUUUUUUACAAUUUUGUUUCAUCUUAAAAACUGUACAAUAACUGGUAUUAGUUCAUUUGAACAAUCAGUAUAG